UCAGCUGCCGUUCAUAUACAGAAGAAGAAGAAGAAAAGCAGUUCCUCUUCCGGUCUCCACCGGAUGUUUUGGUGUUUUGGAGGGAGGAACCUGAAUCACCUGAAAGCGUGAAAAAUGGCAAAAAUGGAGAGCACAUACAGAAUGACAGACAGAGACAUCAAACUGAUGAUACAGCUUCGUGCCGCCAACGCCAACAUCUUCACGGGAAGGAAGAACUCAGCCAUGAGAGGCUGGAGGGCCAUAAGGAAAGAGAUGGGCAUCCAGGGGAUGUUGUCAGCACAGCAGCUGAAGAAGAAGUGGGACAACCUGAAAGAUAAGUACCGGGCGCUGAAGAACCCUCCACUGGGCAUGGAGACCCUGGCCCAGACCAGCUCGUGGCGCUGGUUCCACCUGAUGGACGAGGCCAUGAGUGGCCGCCUGGCUGGGACCGCCGCCAUCGUCCAGCCGUCCCCUCUGAGCGAGGACGAGGAGGCCUACGCAGCCCUGCCUACGCUCAUUCUUCCAAAAACAGAAGCAGUUUUUUCUGAUCUGAGUGUAGUUGAAACAGGAAGUCUGGAGGGCGUCGAGAUGCUCGGGGAUGUCCUGGAGCUCAGUGGGAUGGAAGCAUGCGGGAGCGUCGAGGCGAUGAGCAGAACACAAUCACCCGCUGAGGCUGUUGACGGAGAUCAAAUGAGAAGAAGCCCUGAGUGCGAGACGCAACCUGUGAUGAUCAAAAACCAGACUGCCGUAUUGUACUCCAAAUUACUGUCUGCCUGCACCUUCCAGACCAGCAGGACGCCUUCCUCCUACAGACCCACAAUCAGGGAGGACGCCGGCAGGGGGGACGCCAUCAGGGAGGAUGCCUUCAGGGAGGACGCCGUCAGGGAGGACGCCGAGGACGACGGGAAGCUGGUUGAGCUGCAGAGAGAGUGGCGGGCUCUGGAGAGAGAGCAGGCUGAGUUCGACAGAGAGCUCAUAGCUUUAGAAAGAGACCGAGAGAUGCUGAACAGAGACAUGGCCACACUGGAGAGAGGCAGAGUGGUUCUAGAGAGAGACAGAGCGGCUGUAGAACGAGACAGAGCGGCUGUGGAGAGAGACCGAGUGGUCCUGGAUCGUGACCGAGCCUUUCUAGACAGAGACCGGGCGUUUUUAGACAGAGACCGGGUGUUUCUAGAGAGAGCCAGAGAGGAUUUAGAGAGAGAGAGAGCGCUGUUGAGGAGAGAGAGGGCCGUCCUGGAGAGGGAGGGGGCGGCGGCGGUGGACGGACAUCAGGUCGAGAUGACCACAGAGAAGGAGGUCGUGCUCCAGACCAGGUUCUACCAGAGUCUGAUGGCUGCAGAUCUGGAUCUAGAGCAGCUGGAGACCAGACAGAGACUGCUGUCUUUGUUCCAGAGGCUGGUUGAGAAGCUGUGAGCAGAGGAUGUAUUGAUUACAUGUCACAGAUUUUCUGAUUCUGUUUCCAGCCGCUGCUCAUGUGUUAAUAAAGACUCUGAUUGGUGCACCAACUUC
Messenger RNA from Sebastes umbrosus (honeycomb rockfish), 1488 nucleotides. RefSeq lists its product as uncharacterized. The transcript has 4 exons. NCBI's taxonomy places the organism in Eukaryota, Metazoa, Chordata, Actinopteri, Perciformes, Sebastidae. The record is from RefSeq and is a predicted model, not a curated record. The coding region runs from base 115 to 1392 and encodes 425 amino acids.